UCCUGUUUCCGAUCCGGGUUCGGGCGUGAGGUUCCAGGAGAGAGCGUGAGCGCCCCGCGGUCGGGUCCUGAGAGGUCGCGCGCGGCAGCAGGCGGGCUCCCCAUUGGCUGUCGGGCGCGCGGCUGUGGGGAGCGCGCGGGGCCGCGGCGUUCCACCCGGGCGGGCGGGCGGGCGCGCGGGGCGGCUGUUGUAAACGCCGCCGGCUGGAGCGGAGCUGCAGCGCUGCCGCCCAGGGAGCAUGUCUGCAGGCCGGUCCAAGAAAGUGAAGAUGGCCACGAAGUCCUGCCCGGAGUGCGACCAGCAGGUUCCUGUCGCUUGCAAAUCCUGUCCGUGUGGUUAUAUAUUUAUCAGUCGCAAGCUGUUGCAUGCGAAACGGUUGGAAAGGCUCCAGCCCUCGGCAGAUAACAGAGGCGAGGCGAAGAGAAGGCGAACGGAAAGAGUUAGGAGAGAGAGGAUAAAUUCCGUGAUAAACAAAGACUUGGAAAACCGGAGAAGGUCGAGAUCCAACAGCUGUUCAGAUCAUAGUAGAAGAGGAAGGGGACGACCGAAGACCACCACAGCCAAAAAGCAUGAAGAAGAAAGAGAGAAACAAGAAAAAGAAGUCGACAUGUACGCAAACCUCUCCGAUGAAAAGGCUUUUGUGUUUUCAGUGGCCUUGGCAGAAAUAAACAGAAAAAUCAUCAACCAAAGACUGAUUCUCUGAUGAUCUCGUUGGCUUGGAUGCAUUCGGUGGCAUUGAAACCAAGUAGUGGAUUUCAAAUAUUUGGUGACCAGUCAAACAUCGGAUUUUCUCAUCUUCAUCAAUGGGGAGACAGGUCAUACAAUUUCCUGGAUGAAAUUCAGCUAUGGAUGGUGCUUGGGGACCGUAUAGACUGUUCUUGGUCCAGCUAUCUGCCAAGAAGCAAACUGUUUUUGCCUAGGGGUGGAAGUUGGAAAGAAGUGAAAUUCUUUAAAUUCUGCAAAGACAGCUUCUUCAAGAAUGCACGCAAUUACAAACUGUUGUAUUUUGUUCCAGAUUCACGGCCCAAAAUGCAAAAUCUUAAUUAACUUAAAAGUUCUUCUACGACAGAUUCUCAGUUCUAUUGACGCUUACCUGUGUAUAGUUCUAACAUUCUAAUAAAUUGGUAUUUUAUGGAC
Messenger RNA from Sphaerodactylus townsendi, 1137 nucleotides. RefSeq names its product linkage group 14 C16orf87 homolog (gene HDIP1). The transcript is spliced from 4 exons. The record is from RefSeq and is a predicted model, not a curated record. Bases 239 to 703 code for a protein of 154 amino acids. Lineage: Eukaryota; Metazoa; Chordata; Lepidosauria; Squamata; Sphaerodactylidae.